UCCUUCUCUGUUGAUUAGGGUUGCCCUGCAUACGUGUAUAUAAGGAAGCGUCAACCUGCACAAGGUGUCCUACACGGUCGGUUUGAAGAUGCAACUCUCCUCUGUGGUCACGUCUCCGAUGCUGCUGCUGCAGCUUUGCAUCGACAGUCUGCGCUUCAUAUUUGCGAGCGUCUUUUCAAAAGUGUGUUACGGGACAUCCCGAGUGUGUUGGGGAACACUAUCAUCCGCCGCACCUGUUGACAGAAAAGUGGACCAAGGGAAAGACCAAAAUGCGAUGACUCCAACAAGUGUCAACUAUCAUUUUACACGCAAGUGUAAUUACAAAUGUGGAUUCUGCUUCCACACUGCAAAGACAUCCUUCGUCCUGCCUCUGGAUGAAGCCAAGAAGGGCCUCAAACUCCUGAAGGGAUCAGGCAUGGAGAAGAUCAACUUCUCUGGAGGAGAGCCUUUCUUGCACGAGAAAGGAGAUUUUCUAGGGAAAUUAGUUCAGUACUGCAAACAGGACCUCCAGCUCCCGAGUGUCAGCAUUGUCAGCAACGGGAGCAUGAUUAAAGAAAAAUGGUUCCAGAAAUACGGUGACGAUCUGGACAUCCUGGCCAUCUCCUGUGACAGUUUUGAUGAAGCAACCAACCAGCUGAUUGGCAGAGCUCAGGGGAAGAAGAGCCACAUCGACAACCUCCACAAGAUUCGCAUCUGGUGCCAGCAGUACAAAGUGGCGUUCAAAAUCAACUCAGUCAUCAACACCUUCAACGUGGACGAAGACAUGACGGAGAACAUCCUCCAGCUUAACCCGGUCCGCUGGAAGGUAUUCCAGUGUCUGCUGAUUGACGGGGAAAAUGCAGGAGAGAAAGCCCUGAGAGAGGCAGAGAGGUUCGUCAUCAGCGAGCAGCUGUUUCAGGAGUUUCUGGAAAGACACAGCAGCGUGCCCUGCCUUGUUCCUGAGUCCAAUGAGAAGAUGAGGAAUUCCUACCUGAUCCUGGAUGAAUAUAUGCGUUUCCUGGACUGUCGAGAGGGACGGAAGGACCCGUCCAAGUCCAUCCUUGAUGUUGGUGUGAGGGAGGCCAUUUGCUUUAGUGGCUUUGAUGAAAAGAUGUUUCUGAAAAGAGGAGGGAAAUAUGUGUGGAGCAAAGCCGACAUGAAGCUGGAGUGGUGAAAAUCCAUUGCGUUUGUUGUUUUUGUCUGUAUAUGUGUUACUUUUAAAACUCAGUGCACUGCUUAUGUUUGGAGAAAAAUAUAUAUGUAGAAAUAUAUAGAUCUAUAUUGUUGUAUAUAUAUAUAUAUACCAUAUUAU
Anarrhichthys ocellatus (wolf-eel) is the source of this 1291-nucleotide messenger RNA. RefSeq names its product radical S-adenosyl methionine domain containing 2 (gene rsad2). NCBI's taxonomy places the organism in Eukaryota, Metazoa, Chordata, Actinopteri, Perciformes, Anarhichadidae. The transcript has 6 exons. Gene Ontology annotation, molecular function: 4 iron, 4 sulfur cluster binding; catalytic activity. Bases 89 to 1153 code for a protein of 354 amino acids. Gene Ontology annotation, biological process: defense response to virus; positive regulation of immune response. Gene Ontology annotation, cellular component: mitochondrion; endoplasmic reticulum membrane; endoplasmic reticulum. The record is from RefSeq and is a predicted model, not a curated record.